This is a messenger RNA of Colletotrichum truncatum, 1245 nucleotides long. RefSeq lists its product as uncharacterized. NCBI's taxonomy places the organism in Eukaryota, Fungi, Ascomycota, Sordariomycetes, Glomerellales, Glomerellaceae. The record is from RefSeq and is a predicted model, not a curated record.
AUGGCCGGUGCCUUGGCUGACGGGUAUGCCACUGCGACCACAGAUGCUGGGGGCCCAGGCAACUCCGUCCUUAUUGCACCCGGUGUCAUAGAUUACAAUAGCAUUCGGAACUUUGCCCACCGUUCGCUUGGUGAAGAGGCUGUCAUUGCCAAAGAAGUAAUCCAAUCCUUUUACGGCCAGAAGCCCCUUUACUCUUACUGGAAUGGCUGCUCGCAGGGUGGGCGUCAAGGUCUUUCCUUGGCUCAGAACUACCCAGAUGCAUACAAUGGGAUCUCUGCAGCCGCGCCAGGGCUAUAUGCUCCUCAGCUAGCGCCAACCAUGUACUGGCCGCAGCAGCAUAUGAACAAUAUCAAAGCCUAUCCACGGAUGUGUGAGGUCGACGCUAUUGUUCUAGCUUCGGUAGCCUUUUGCGAUCCCAAGGAUGGCAUCACAGAUGGGUUGAUCUCCGAUCUGGACAGUUGCGACUUUGACCCAUUUACAAUGGUUGGGAAGGUAACUACUUGCAACAAUGCCUCGGUUGUCAUUUCCGCUUCAGCUGCGAGCGUUGUCAGAGCAACCUGGGAUGGCAUUACAUCUGCUGCCGGGGUUAAAUUAUGGCAUGGUUAUGCGCCUGGUGCCGACGUCACUGGCCAGAUAUACCCUCUUUUCAAUACCGCGGGUGUGGUCGCUACGAACUGUACCGCUGGGCCCUGUAGGGGGGCCUCGACAGGCCUCGGCGCCGACUGGUUUCAAAAUUACCUCGCCAAAGAUACAAGCUUCAACGUAACCGCCAUGACCCAGGAAGAGUUUGAAAAAUUAUAUCAGGAGGGCAUAGACGAGUUUACUUCAACUUCUGCGACAGCUAACACUGACCUGUCUGCCUUCCGCGAUGCAGGCGGAAAGCUCAUCACCUUUCACGGUUUAGCAGACGCGGCCAUCCCAGAAGAAGGUACCCGCAAGUACUAUACGGAUGUGUCUGAAAGAUUUCCAGAUGUCUAUGAUUUCUACAGAUACUUUCCCAUUCCGGGGCUAGGGCAUUGCAUGGGUGGUCAAGGGGGACAGCCUACAAGUCUCUUUGGGCAGCUUCGCGCCUGGGUCGAAAACGGAACUGCACCCACAUCCCUUACCGUGUCUUUUCCUGGCACGAAUGGUACUGGGUUUGAGCGAGUCUUAUGCCCUUAUCCCAGAAAAGCGCGAUUCCAAUCCGCUUGCGGAGAUUCAAACAAAGCGUCAUGCUGGAGUUGCAACACUUGUGUGGGUAUAUGA